Messenger RNA from Tremella mesenterica DSM 1558, 765 nucleotides. RefSeq lists its product as uncharacterized. Bases 1 to 765 code for a protein of 254 amino acids. The transcript has 14 exons. Lineage: Eukaryota; Fungi; Basidiomycota; Tremellomycetes; Tremellales; Tremellaceae. The record is from RefSeq and is a predicted model, not a curated record.
AUGGCUGAACGUACAGGGUUGAUUCCUUUUGAGACAGUCUCAGAUUGGGCCAAAGUAGGGUUAGUUCCUUUUGAGACAGUCUCAGAUUGGGCCACAGUAGGGUUAGUUCCUUUUGAGACAGUCUCAGAUUGGGCCACAGUAGGGUUGAUUCCUUUUGAGAUAGUCUCAGAUUCGGCCAAAGUAGGGUUAGUUCCUUUUCAGACAGUCUCAGAUUGGGCCAAAAUUGUCCCAAAGGUUGAUUCUUUUGAGACAGUCUCAGAUUGGGCCAAAGUAGGGUUAGUUCCUUUUGAGACAGUCUCAGAUUGGGCCACAUGUUCUGACAGCCCUGAGUUCUCUCAGGGAAGAGUAGUAACACGCACCUGGGCUUAUCCGAAUUUCAAUAGUACAUGGAUUUUAAAUCAAAUUGAAUCGACACGGCUGAACGUACAGGGGUUGAUUCCUUUUGAGACAGUCUCAGAUUGGGCCAAAGCUUAUUCGACUUUCAAUAGUACAUGGAUUUCGAAAUCGAAUUGUAUCGACACGGAUGAACGUACAGGGUUAAUUCCUUGUGAGACAGUCUCAGAUUGGGCCAAAUUCUCUCAGGGAAGAGUAGUAACACGCACGUGGGCUUAUCCGAAUUUCAAUGGUACAGGGAUUUUAAAUCAAAUUGAAUCGACACGGCUGAACGUACAGGGGUUAGUUCCUUUUGAGACAGUCUCAGAUUGGGCCACAGUAGGGUUAGUUCCUUUUGAGACAGUCUCAGAUUGGGCCACAGUAGGUGCCUGA